Molecule: messenger RNA, 1782 nt
Organism: Truncatella angustata
Lineage: Eukaryota; Fungi; Ascomycota; Sordariomycetes; Amphisphaeriales; Sporocadaceae
Product: C6 transcription factor
Exons: 4
Coding region: 1-1782 (593 amino acids)
Biological process (GO): DNA-templated transcription; positive regulation of transcription from RNA polymerase II promoter by galactose
Cellular component (GO): nucleus
Molecular function (GO): DNA-binding transcription factor activity, RNA polymerase II-specific; RNA polymerase II cis-regulatory region sequence-specific DNA binding; zinc ion binding
Source: RefSeq, a predicted model, not a curated record
AUGGAGACCCUGUUCGCCCAACGUCUACCAGAUGUCAACCUUGAAGAAGCGAUAGCUACUUUGCAUUCGGAGGGGCCAGGAAGCCCCUCCACAAUCAACCAAUCGCCAAGAACUCCUGACUUCAAUGCCAUCCCCUCACCAUCUGCCACGGCACAUGUGAACGCGAGCAAGAUGUCCGAAGCAGUACCACAGGAGGCCGAUGGCUUUGACUGGCAAGAGGAUUUCAGUGAGCUUGCCGACGGAAUGGCUGCUUUGUCGGUCGAGCCCAAAGGGACAGGAUACCUAGGCUCAACUGCAGGCGUGUUCUUCUUGCGCUCUCUAUUGCUAUGGAUGGGCCGCUCGACGUCGAUCGCCACUGCUCAUGAGGCAGUAGUCAGAUCUCCCAAGGCCGAGGAACACAACCUUUCAAGUAUGGCACUCCAGUCACUAGUGUCUCGGCAGGUUAUGGCAAGCCUAAUCGACUCUUACUUCAACGUCUAUCAUGUUUCCUACCCCUUUGUCCACGAAGCAACGUUCAGAGCUCAGUUUCAUGAGAUAAUUCCUCGUCCAUCCCAUCGCUCAUGGCAGAUGCUCCUCUCGACUGUGCUUGCAUUAGGUGCAUGGUGUAUGAACCAUCCAAACACCGAUUUGCAUGAUGACCUCUAUCAUCAUGCCUUAUCACUAGGAGAAGAUGAAUCGAUGGUUGAGAGUGGAAAUCUUACUUUCGUGCAAGCUCUGAUUCUCCUGAGCAACCUCAGUCAGAAGCGAAACAAGCCCAACACCGGAUCAAACUUCCUCGGUCUUGCGGUCCGAAUGGCCUUGAGCCUGGGACUAUAUCGCGAGCUUCCGGACUGGGACAUUAGUUUACUUCAACGAGAACAACGUCGAAGGGUUUGGUGGGGGCUCUACAUCUUUGAUAGUGGUGCUUCGACAACAUUCGGGCGUCCCAUUCUCCUUCCCGGGCCAGAAAGUAUGGACGUUCGUCCAGUGCUGAACAUUCAUGACGAGUCUUUGACACCAGGGACCACAAAUUUACCUGCAGAAACAACGCUCCCAACAUUGUACUCAGGUCUCAGAGCCCAGAGUAGCUUUCAUGUCCAGACGAACCAUAUCUCAAACCGCCUUCUGAGUGCUUCUGGUAUCUCCAAAGAAGAGGCAUUGUCUCUUGACCAAGCAUUAGAUUCGUGGUCAAAGUCAUUACCAUCCUAUUUUCAAAUAUCGCAAGCGCCAGUAUUUUACGAACAAUGGUAUAUGUUCGCAAGAUCGAAACUUUGGUGGCGAUUCUGGAACCUGAGGAUCAUUCUCUUCCUGCAGGUUCUGCUGGGCCGGUCGAUGGGACGUAGCAACAUCACUGCUGCCGGAAAGCCUCCUUACGUUCUAGAUGAGACCUGCAGAAAUAUUUGUGUCGAGGCUGCUCAUCUCAGCAUCGUCUCGAUUCACCAAUACCUCAGUCAAGUCGUCCCCACUAGGAUUGAGAGCUGGUAUGCCGUAUUCUUCAUAUUCCAUGCUUCUCUCGUAAUGGUCCUUGCGAUACUAGCGGAUGACGGUUCCUCGCCCGAGUUGCCUUCUUGGCAAGCCGAUCUCGAGACAGUCAAAAGCGUUUUCAGGCAUCUUCUGUCAAACAAUCCGCUUGCCGCGCGAAGUGCUGAUAUUCUUGACCGCAUUCUUCGGCCUGAGCCAGUGGUAGGCUUCGAUGCGAUCAACUUUCUUGAUCCUGCCUCCUUCGACUUUUCACAAUGGCCAGCGGGUGAUGGCGAUUUACUCAGCUCUUUUGGCUGGCUGGACCCUGGACAAGGUCCAUAA